AUGAAACUUGUAUCAUUCCACAACGUGAAUCAACUCAACAACGAAGCAUCGGGUCCCGGGACGGCAAAAAGCGCACUCACGGGGCUAACGAGUGAACAAAUAUUUGAGAAAUAUGCCCCUUGUUUUGAAGGUAUUGGCAGAAUAUCCGAGCCAUAUCACAUCAAGAUUGAUGACAGCGUCACACCGGUAGUUCACCCGCCUCGUAAUCUUCCGGCAACACUACGGGAUCGAGUUCAAGCAGAACUUUUCGAUAUGGAGAGCAAAGGCAUUAUAAAAGCAGUUAAUGAGCCAACCGCGUGGGUAAACUCGAUGGUCGUCAAUGAGAAACGGUCCGGACGACUCCGAAUUUGCAUCGAUCCUCGCGAUCUAAACAAGGCGAUUCGCAGAGAACAUUAUCAAUUACUUACACAGCAGGAAAUCACUAGUCGCUUGACAGGUGCGAAAUUCUUUAGUAAACUCGAUGCAACGUCUGGAUUUUGGCAAAUGCCGCUCGAUGACGAAAGCUCGAACCUCACGACGUUCAACACACCAUUCGGGCGUUAUCGCUUUACUGUUGUUCCCUUUGGCAUGGUCUUCGCGCAAGAAGUUUUCCACAAAACGGUCCACGAGAAAUUCAACGAUAUUCUUGGCUGUGAAACUGACAUCGACGACAUUCUCAUUUGGGGACGCACAAUCGACGAACACGACUUACGUCUCGAACAGGUUCUAAAUCGCGUCCAAGAAAUAAACAUGACUUUGAGUCAAGAGAAAUGCCAGUUUCGUCAAACGGAAGUUACCUAUCUCGGUGAGAGACUAACUCAAGAAGGCGUUAAGCCGGAUGGCGCCAAACUUAAAGCGAUAAGAGAUUACGUCAAGCCCACCAACAAACAGGAUGUUCAGAGACUUCUGGGCAUGGUUAUAAUAAUAAUAAUAAUCUGUUUAAUUAAUCACAUUGCAGUCUCUACUGAAUUACAUGAUUAUAAGUAA
This is a messenger RNA of Paramuricea clavata, 966 nucleotides long. NCBI's taxonomy places the organism in Eukaryota, Metazoa, Cnidaria, Anthozoa, Malacalcyonacea, Plexauridae. The record is from the annotation of a GenBank genome assembly.